CUUCUCUUCUGGUUUGGUUAUUGUGUUGUUUUUUUAACGCUGACAUGUUGUAGAGUUCGGAGACAAACUGGCCUUCUGUCAGCUUUAAAAAUAAGAAGGCGAGUGGUGGUUAAACGCAGAAUGUAAAGAUUUUCUACUUCUGGAGUUCACCAGCUGAUCUAACACGAGCUAAGCAACUGACAAAAAUUGCUGCCCGUUAUGGAUGUGCCACCGAGCCAUCACGGUGUAGGAGCCAGUGGCAGCAACAGCAGCAACACCAGUGGAAACUCCGGUUCCCAGUAUGCACUGUGUGCCAUGGGGGUCGGGCUUAUUGCCCUUGGAAUUGUGAUGAUUGUGUGGAGUGUCGUACCAGCAAACCCACAGAUGAACAUUAGCGAGUCUGGUAGCAAGAAAAAUCAGGUGUCCUCUGUGGCCUUUAUCUUGGUGGGAUGUGGAGUGGCAAUGCUGCUGGUGUCCAUGGGUCUGGGAAUGAGGAACAAACAGAGGGAGCAGUUGAGGCUCCAAGAGGCCCAGAACAACCAAAUCCGAAUAGUUACUGAGCAGGAGCAACGGGAAAGUGGCGACGAACAAGCGCAGCAUUACGCAGUGCCCACGUACGAGGAGGCGGUAGGCAGCGGACAGUAUCCUCUCCGCCAGACUGCCAUGCAUCCAAGCGCGUCCCAGCUGCCCUCCUAUGACGACCUUGUCAAAGUCGACGGGGUUGAGUAUGAGUUUGAGAGGCCGGCGAUCACACCUGCAGUACCACGGUCCGCCCCUGCCCCCGUUCCCACUGCCGCUCCCUCGGCUCAGAAAUCUGCUAAAAACAGCCGAAAGGCUCUGGCUCUCAAGAUCCGCAGGAUUAAAUCAGAGAAACUCCUUCAGCAAAAUGCAGAAAAUUCUCAACCCGCAGCUGAACUCUUUGUUGAACCACUCACUCCGCCGCCACAGUACGAGGAUUAGCGGCCUGAUCAUGGUUUGUCCAGACGUGCUGACUGCUCCUUUGUGUCUGGUUUCUAAUUUCAGCCGCAUGGUUUCAAAGCACUGAACAGAAAAAAAAACAUUAUUACAGUUUUACGAUUAUUAUUUGUUUUUCUAUCUCACUGGAUUACACCGGGGGAAAUGCUGGAUUACGUUUUCUGGGACUCGUAACAUCAUGGAACACUAAUUUUGAAAUCGCUCACCAAAUGCAGUUGUUUUCGUGUGAAACGUGCAACUUCAGAAGGGACGAGUUAAUGAUCUCUUCAGUCAGGGUGUCUGCACACUCUUACUUCACACAGCCGUUUAGCCUGGGUGUUUGCCGCCAAUUUGCCAAAUGCAUGCUCGGCGAGCGGCCAAACACGGUGUGUGUGUGUGUGUGUGUGUGUGUGUGUGU
Molecule: messenger RNA, 1351 nt
Organism: Thalassophryne amazonica
Lineage: Eukaryota; Metazoa; Chordata; Actinopteri; Batrachoidiformes; Batrachoididae
Gene: tmem51a
Product: transmembrane protein 51a
Exons: 3
Coding region: 199-939 (246 amino acids)
Source: RefSeq, a predicted model, not a curated record